CUGCCUGAACAAAGCAGCAAACACAAACCUUUUUGGUCUCGCUGCAACCAGGAAAUUAAUCAAAGGCUGAGCCAAGACGUGUGAGAGCAGCAGGGUGACAUGAAGAGACAUGAAGAAGAGGACACUGCUCCCUUUCAGGGCAUGACACAAAACAUGUUUCUGCUGUGCUGCAAGUAGAUCUUCUUGCUCUGUUGACCUUGAGAACGUAGGACUGGUUUGCUGCUCAGAUAAAUGCUGACAAUAGUUAAAUAAGAUAGGAUGCACACUUUUCAGAUCAAGCCGAGGACUCGCAAAGAUCAUCGUAUAGACGACAAAUGUCAGAGCGAACGCCCUAAAACCUGAAAAACUCCACCCAUCUUCUGCUUAGAGACUUCCACACCUCGUGGCACUCCACUGAUCAUCACACCCCAACACACAGAGACACAAACUUUUGAGACACUUUGACUUCACGUUGCUUUCAAACACACACAAGUGACAUAAUGUCAGGAGCCUCUAAGAGCCCCAAGCUGAGCUCCCAGUUUCCUACCAGGGAAGACCUGCGGCUGCAGGAGAAGGCCAGUAAAAGACUGCAAAAGCUAAAGGAACUGUGCACAAAUGCCCGUCUGGGCCUGAAGAACAGCCCUCCGUACCUGCCUGAGCUGGUUCGAGAGACUGCCACGCUCCUCUCACAGGUCUGGGAGCCUUACAAGGGCCUGGGACCGUCAGCAGGCCUGCUGCCACGGGGAGAUGAGGCCAAGUAUCUGAGAGUCCACAUCAAAAACCUGCUGGAUAAGACGGACCGGGCCGUGCUGCUCUUUAAAGAUGGAAAAGAGAGGAUGUUUGACGAGACAUCGAGUCACAGGAGGAAUCUGACCAAGCUGUCGCUGCUGUUCAGCCACAUGCUCUGGGAGCUGAAGGCCAUGUUUCCAGGGGGAUAUUUUCAAGGUGACACUUUUAAGGUGGCUAAGCCUGAGGCAGAUCAGUUCUGGAGGAAAUCCUUUGACAACAUGUGCGUAGUUCAAUGGAAAAUCUUCAAAGAGAAGCUGAAAAGCAUCCAUCCAUUUGAGGAAGGGAUGGAGUCCAUGGCGCUCAAAUCAACAAUUGAUCUCACCUGUAAUGAUCACAUCUCGGUGUUUGAGUUUGACACUUUCAUACGACUGUUCCAGCCCUGGAGGUCUCUUAUUAGGAACUGGAACCAGCUAGCGGUGACCCAUCCAGGGUACAUGGCCUUCCUCACGUAUGACCAGGUUGUAGCUCGGCUGGAGCAUUGCCUUCACAAACCUGGCAGCUACAUCUUCCGUCUGAGCUGCACAAGAAUGGGUCAGUGGGCAAUCGGCCACGUGACCUCUGAAGGACACAUCAUCCAGACCAUUCCUCAGAACAAACCUCUCUGCAAAGCACUUAUUCAGGGCUUCAAGGAGGGCUGCUACAUGUACCCAGAUGGACGGGAUUUGAACCCUCGCCUGACGGGUUUGUGUGAACCUUCUAGCAGGGAGAAAGUCACAGUAACAGAGGAGCAGUAUGAGCUUUACUGUGAGAUCGGCAGCACCUUCCAGCUGUGCAAGAUCUGCACAGAGAGGGACAAAGACAUUAAGAUUCAGCCCUGUGGACACCUCCUAUGUCGACCGUGUCUCACAGGCUGGCAGUUGAAGUCAGCGGGUCAAACCUGCCCGUAUUGUCGCUGCAACAUCAGAGGAACAGAGGCAGUCCUCGUUGAGCCCUACCUGAAACACAGCCAUCAGUGGGAGGAGGGAGAAGGUGAUGACAGCGACGAAGAAGACCACGAAGACAUCGAAGUGGUGAUAAAGGAAAUUGCUGCCAUGAGAAAGGUUUCAGCUCCUCUGCCCCACUGGGAGGGUUCAAACACCUCCAUCAUCUGCUGCAGACUGUGGCGGGGUGCUGCGGGCGCUCUCCCCGCCGGCUGGGAGGGUUUGAAACACUGCCAUCCUCUGCUGGAGACCGUGGUGCGCUGCUGUGCCCUGAUUGUUUAUUCUGUCAAUGUUACCGGUACUUGUCUUGCAAUGUGAAACACUUGGUCUCAGAUUUUGUAAGAAAAAUAAUAAAAUUUCCCCCAAAAAUGUGACUUACAGUCCAGUGCGUCUUAUAUAUGUAUUUUUCUUCUUCAUUAUACAUUUUAUGGCUGGUGCGACUUCUACUCUGGAAAAUACGGUACUGUAUGAGUUGCUCAAUCCUAACAGAUUGGAUUUCAGUCAUCUGAAAUUAUUCAUAUCUUAAAUAUUUCAAGAUAGUUUAAUAGAAACCUGUGUUAUGGAUUUACUGUUGGCAUCAUUGUACUGAUGGUGCCACAACAUACCAUACCAUACCAUACCAUACCAUACCAUACCAUACUUUACCUUACCAAAUCAUGCUUUACCUUACCUUACCAAGCCAUACCAUCUAUCCUCCAUCAAUUUUCAUCCGCUUAUCCGGAGUCGGGUCGCGGGGGCAAUAGCCUAAGUCGAGAGGCCCAGACUUCCCUCUCCCCAGCCACUUGGGCCAGCUCCUCCGAGGGAAUUCCAAGGCAUUCCCUGGCCAGGUGAGAGACAUAGUCCCUCCACCGUGUCCUGGGUCUACCUUUAGUUCUCCUCCCGGUUGGACAUGCCCAGAAAAGCUCACCAGGGAGGCGCCCAGGAGGCAUCCUGACCAGAUGCCCGAGCCACCUCAACUGGCUCCUCUCGAUGUGGAGGAGCAGCGGGUCUACUCCAAGCCCCUCUCGAAUGACAGAGCUUCUCACCUUAUCUCUGAGGGAGGGCCCAGCCACUCUUCGGACAAAACUCAUAUCGGCCGCUUGUAUCCGCGAUCUCGUUCUUUUGGUCACUACCCAAAGCUCAUGACCAUAGGUGAGGGUAGAAAAGUAGAUCGACCGGUAAAUCGAGAGCUUCGCCUUCUGACUCAGCUCUCUCUUCACCACGACAGACCGGUACAACGCCCGCAUCACUGCAGAUGCAGCGCCAAUCCACCUAUCGAUCUCACUCUCCAGUUUUCCCUCACUCAUGAACAAGACCCCGAGAUACUUAAACUCCUCCACUUGGGGCAGGACCUCAUCCCUGACCCGAAGAAGGCGUUCUACCCUUUUCCGAAUCAAGACCAUGGUCUCAGAUUUAGAGGAGCUGAUUCUCAUCCCAGCUGCUUCACACUCAGCUGGAAUCGCUCCAGCGAAAGCUGAAGAUCACGUUCUGAUGAAGCCAACAGGACCACAUCAUCAGCAAAAAGCCGAGACCUGAUCCUCAGGCCACCAAAAUGGAUGCCCUCCACACCUUGGCUUUGCCUAGAAAUCCUGUCCAUAAAGGUUAUGAACAGAAUCGGUGACAAAGGGCAGCCUUGGCGGAGUCCAACUCUCACUGGGAACGAGCCCAACUUACUGCCGGCAAUGCGGACCAAGCUCUGACGCCGGUCAUACAGGGACCUAACAGCCCGUAUCAGAGGGCCUGGUAACCCAUACUCCCGGACUAUCCCCACAGGCCCCCCGAGGGACGCAGUCAAAUGCCUUCUCCAAAUCCACAAAACACAUGUAGACCGGUUGGGCAAAUUCCCAAGCACCCUCCAGGAUCCCCCUAAGGGUAUAGAGCUGGUCCAGUGUUCCACGGCCUGAACGAAAACCACAUUGCUCCUCCUGAAUCUGAGGUUCAACAAUCCGACGGACCCUCCUCUCCAGAGUCCCUGAAUAGAUCUUACCAGGAAGGCUCAGGAGUGUGAUCCCCCUGUAGUUGGAACACACCCUGCGGUCCCCCUUUUCAAAUAAAGGGACCACCACCCCGGUCUGCCAGUCUAGUGGGACUGCCCCCGAUGUCCACGCGGUAUUGCAGAGCCGCAUCAGCCAACACAGCCCCACAACAUCCAGAUCCUUAAGAAAAUCUGGGCGGAUCUCAUCCACCCCUGGAGCCUUGCCACAGAGGAGCUUUUAAACCACCUCAGUGACCUCAGCACCAGAGAUUUGAGAGGCCAACCCAAAGUCCCCAGACUCUGCUUCCUCACUGGAAGACGUGUCGGUGGGAUUGAGGAGGUCUUCAAAGUAUUCUGCCCACCGAUCCACCCCGAUCCUGAGUAGAGGUCAGCAUGUCUGAACAUGGUGUUCAUUAUGGACAAUCCAUGACAUGCACAGAAGUCCAAUAACAAAACACCGCUCAAUGCCAUACCAUAUAAAUUCAAAACCUUGAUUGGAAAUCAGUUGAAGAUAAAGUUUGCCUAAUGAAAAAGAAGCUCUUUCCAGAACUUAAAAGAGAAAUUUAGAAGCUAUCAAUCAAGUUUUAACACAAAUCCUAAAAUCAACAGGUAACCAGUUCAAAGAGGCCAACACUGGCGUAGCGAUCUAAAUUUUUCUUUCUUUUGCGGUGAAAAAAAUUAUCUUAACAGCUGCGGUCAACGAAUUGAUCAAAACAUGGUUUACUGGUUAUACCCAUACUGGGAGAGACAGAUGUUGUACAUCUGAGAACAGCAUGUAUGUCUGCUCUGACUUCAUGGAGGGAAAAGAAAAAAAAAGGGGGCGGGGAAAAAAAACUUGUAACCAGAUUUCUCAAAAACACAACAAGUCCUACCUGCCAUAGACAAAGAAGACAGACACACCUCUUACUUUUUGAAGCAAAGCCUCUGGAAAAAGAUAAAAUCUGUAGUUAUAGCCAUCAUAAACCAGAGCAACAUUUAUAGCCUUCGUAAAACCCAAACCUCUCUGAAAACACAAGUUGUCUUUACUGCAAAUUUGUAAAUUACUAAACAAGUGAAAACUGUUCAAUGUAUUCUUUUUGCUAUCACACCUGCUUAUUACCAGCAACCACCCCGCCACAUUUCCACCCACACUUGGGUUCCAGGGCCACUCCCAAAUAGAAUAGUACUACAGUAAUCAAGACGCAAGGUUAUAAAACCAUGAAUGACUAUUUAAGUCUUUCUAGGAAACAAAAGACGUAACCUUUGACUGACGUCUAAGAUUGUGAAAUGCAGAAGACACCAACCCGUUGACGUAACUAUCAAAGUUCAGAGCAGAAUCACGUUUUACUGCAAGGUUGACCACAUCAUUUCCAAGAAGAAGUAUAAGCGUAGCAAGGUCAACACACAGUAUCUUGCCCCAAACAGAGCUCCAGCAAAGCCAGAUUUUGUUGUAAGGAACAUAAUAUUAAUAAUAAAAUAUAAUAAAAUGUAACACAAUAUAGAUGCUUGCUUGAAUUGCUGCAAAAAGAUUUGGGUUUUGAGUUAUUUUGGAAGAUUAAAGCUUUCGGUUUCUUGUUUCUUCUAGUAUUUAGUACCUUUUCCUCUCCAAAAUGUAUUUGGAGGUAAGAUUCUUACUACAACAUACUUUGAAGAACAAUGCUUCAAAAAUGAACUAUCUGUUUUAAUCCAAUCAAGUUGGCCACGUUAGCAUUGAAGUUUCCUGGGGCGACAGUGGCACAGGAGUUAAGUGCUCACCCCGUAAUCUGUCUUUUUAUUAUAUUUUAAAUGCUAAAUUUAAAUCAGAAGGUUGCAGGUUCGAGUCCCGCUCAUUCUGUCGCUGUCGUUGUGUCCUUGAGCAAGACACUUAACCCACGUUGCCUGCUGGUGGUGGUCGGAGGGACCGGUGGCGCCAGCGCUCGGCAGCCUCGCCUCUGUCAGUACGCCCCAGGGCAGCUGUGGCUACAUCGUAGUUCAUCCCCACCAGUGUGUGAAUGGGUGAAUGACUGAUGGUGUUGUAAAGCGCCUUGGGGGGUUCCAGAACUCUAGAAGGCGCUAUAUCAAAUACAGAGAGAAAAUACAGAGAAAAAACAAGAUGAAGAAAAUAUCAUUUCUAUAGCGCCUCUCAAGAUAAAAAUCACGAGGCGCUUCACAAAAACAAAAAUUGUAAAAAUAUAAAAAAGCAUUUAGAAAAUGUUUAAAAAUAUAUUUAAAAUAAGCAAAAAUAGGCAAUUGGGAUUUAAAAAAAUGUUAAGAGAGAGAGAGAGUGAACAGGAAAGAGGGAAAUCAGUGGAUCCUGAGGAAGGUGGAAUAGGUGGGGAGAGCAGAAUAAAGAGAGAGAGGUGAAGAAGGUCAUACAAAAGCCAGCUUGAACAAGUGAGUCUUCAGCUGCUUUCAAAAGGAGACCACUGAGUCCACUGAUGUCAGGCUCAGGGGGAGAGAGGUCCAGAGUCUGGGGGCCACAGCAGCAAAUUAUCUGUCACCUUUGACCUUUAGCCUGGUGCUGCACAACCAGUAGGCUUUGAUCACUGGACCUCAGGGACCUGCUGGGGGUGUAGGGACUAAGAAGAUCACCAAUGUAAGAUGGUGCUUGUCCAUGUAAGGCCCUAUAGACCAGAACCAGGAUCUUGAAAUGAACCCUGAAGUUGACUGGCAGCCAGUGAAGCUGGAGGAGAAGCGGGGUGAUGUGGGUGUGUUUGGGAGUUAAAAGCACCUCAUAUCUUUGCAAAGUAAGCUAGUGACGUUUAAAUUGUUUAAAAUAUUAUUUCUUUGAAUUCAUCUGUAAAAUGUUACAAACGUUUUUUGAACAGUUCUCGAGUUUGGACUACCAGGUACCCAUCUCUCACAUCAGAGCUCCUCCUCUACAUCGUAAAAGUGUCGGUGCUCCACAGUUCCCGUCUUCCACCGGCCAAUCUCAAACAUCAGAAACUAACUCGCAUGCUAGUUUAGCCCGCUUCCAAGCUGUACGUGACAAUAGCUUCUCAGAAUAUUGUUGUUACUGUUUAUCUCUAUGACGCGUUUCUUGAUUUGAUAGUUGUGACCUGUUUUUG
Messenger RNA from Nothobranchius furzeri (turquoise killifish), 6668 nucleotides. RefSeq names its product Cbl proto-oncogene C, E3 ubiquitin protein ligase (gene cblc). Gene Ontology annotation, molecular function: ubiquitin protein ligase activity; calcium ion binding; phosphotyrosine residue binding. NCBI's taxonomy places the organism in Eukaryota, Metazoa, Chordata, Actinopteri, Cyprinodontiformes, Nothobranchiidae. Gene Ontology annotation, biological process: negative regulation of epidermal growth factor-activated receptor activity; cell surface receptor signaling pathway. Gene Ontology annotation, cellular component: membrane raft; plasma membrane. The record is from RefSeq and is a predicted model, not a curated record.